Molecule: messenger RNA, 8296 nt
Organism: Bicyclus anynana (squinting bush brown)
Lineage: Eukaryota; Metazoa; Arthropoda; Insecta; Lepidoptera; Nymphalidae
Product: potassium voltage-gated channel subfamily H member 8-like
Exons: 16
Coding region: 182-3352 (1056 amino acids)
Biological process (GO): regulation of membrane potential; potassium ion transmembrane transport
Cellular component (GO): membrane
Molecular function (GO): voltage-gated potassium channel activity
Source: RefSeq, a predicted model, not a curated record
AAUACGCCGUACGAACGUCCGCGUUCUCGAUUACGCACGUGCAAAACCUUUGUGAUAAAAUAAUCAUGUACACGAAAAGUUUACGCGUUGUGUGCGUGUAGUGUUCGCUCGAUCUGUAACUUUGUUCUGGAUUUUUUGCUAAGGUGGAGGGUAGCGGGCGCGGGGCGCGCGGCGAGGGGUGAUGCCGGUGCGCAAGGGGCUGCUAGCGCCCCAGAACACCUUCCUCGAUACUAUCGCCACACGCUUCGAUGGCACGCAUAGCAACUUCGUGCUGGGCAACGCGCAAGUCCCAUCGUACCCCAUCGUCUACUGUUCGGAUGGGUUCUGCGAGCUGACAGGGUGGGCGCGGGCACAUAUCAUGCAGAAAGGGUGCGCCUGCAAGUUCCUCCACGGUCCGGAUACGAGGGAGGAGCACCGCCAUGAGAUCGACGCGGCCCUUGACUCCAAACACGAGCUGAAGCUUGAACUCAUAUUCUAUAAGAAAAAUGGUACGCCGUUCUGGUGCUUGCUCGAUAUUGUCCCAAUUAAAAAUGAAAAACGAGAAGUGGUUUUGUUCCUCGCCUCGUUCAAGGAUAUCACCAACACCAAGAUGGCCGCCAUGAACACUAAUGAGGAGUUCGACAGCGGAGCCGCGGUGCGGCCUUCGGCUGGCGUGGUCACUCUAGCGUUAUCCCCAUUUGUACCCGCAGCGGCACUCUUGGGCGCCCGGUUCCGAGCUGAAUCUAGUUGCCUACUUCCAGACCCGAAUGGCAAUCUGGAUCCCGAAGCGCCCUCGCCCGCCAACAUGGGCAGACGGCGCUCCAGGGCAGUUCUUUACCAGCUUUCAGGACAUUAUAAGCCAGAUAAGACGAAGAGUAAAUUAAAACUCAACAAUGUUAGUAAGAAUCUUCUACACUCAUCCGAUCCUCCGCUGCCUGAAUACAAAACGUCGGCAAUAAAAAAGUCAAGAUUCAUCAUAUCACAUUAUGGUGUAUUUAAAACCUUCUGGGACUGGCUGAUCCUCAUCGCUACGUUUUACGUUGCUGUUGUGGUACCUUAUAACGCCAGUUUUGUUGAUCAAGGCCACCCGAGAAUUAGCGUAACCAGCGACGUCGUUGUCGAAGCUCUAUUUAUAAUUGAUAUUGUGCUCAAUUUCCGUACAACUUUUGUAAGUAAGAAAGGCGAAGUAGUGUCAGAUUUUAAAGCAAUAGCUCUUAAUUAUAUCCGGAGUUGGUUUGUCGUGGAUCUCCUGGCCGCGCUUCCAUUUGACCUACUUUAUGCUUCAGACGUAUACAGCGGGGCGGAGUCUACCCACGGGAAUGUACAUCUUGUUAAGCUAACCCGGUUGUUACGACUUGCACGACUACUCCAAAAGAUGGACAGAUAUUCUCAGUACUCAGCCCUUAUACUGACUCUUUUGAUGUUAUCCUUCAGCUUGGUUGCUCAUUGGUUGGCCUGUAUAUGGUUCAUUAUAGCUGAAAAGGAGAUUGAUUACCACAGAAAUGAGAGUUGGGACUUAGGUUGGAUCAAUAACCUGGCGGAGAGGUUGAAAGUGCCGAUCGGAAACAUAUCGCACAGCGAGAGCUAUGUAACAGCACUCUACUUUACUUGCUCUUCACUCACCAGUGUUGGCUUCGGGAAUGUGUCCGCAAACACUUUGCCUGAGAAAAUUUUCAGCAUACUCACGAUGCUGAUUGGAGCAUUAAUGCACGCCGUAGUCUUCGGUAACGUAACAGCGAUCAUACAACGGAUGUACUCCCGCCGUUCGAUGUACCAGACAAAAUGGCGGGAUCUUAAGGAUUUCCUCACAAUCAACCAAGUGCCGAAGGAGCUGAAACAGCGCAUGCAAGACUACUUCCAAACAAUGUGGUCGCUCAACCAUGGCAUUGAUAUACACGAGACUCUGAAAGAAUUCCCGGAAGAAUUACGAGGGGAUGUUUCGUUACAUUUGCACAGAGAGAUAUUAUCUCUUCCGAUAUUCGAAACAGCAUCCCAGGGCUGCCUCAAGCUACUAUCACUGCAUAUCCGUAACAAUUUUUGCGCCCCCGGGGAAUAUCUCGUACACAAAGGGGAUGCGCUUACUUACAUUCACUAUAUAUGCAACGGGUCCAUGGAAGUUAUGCAAAACGACAUGGUAGUCGCUAUUCUUGGAAAGGGUGAUUUAGUGGGAUGUGACAUGAAUGCCCACUUACAAGCCCACAAUGGGACCGGCCCGCCCCAGCCCAACAACCCUGACGUAGUAGUAAAGUCAAGCAGCGACGUGAAGGCUCUGACUUACUGUGAUCUCAAAUGUAUAAACAUGAUCGGGCUCGCGGACGUGCUUCGGUUGUAUCCAGAGUAUCAACAGGUCUUCAUUCACGACAUUCACCACGACCUCACGUACAAUUUGAGAGAGGGCUAUGAGGCUGAACAGGAGUCCGACGGUAACGGCCACCCGUCGCUGACUCUACCCUCUAUUUCAGAGGACGACGAAAACGCUGCUGAAGAACACGCACUGUCUCCAAAAAAGCCUUUAUUAUCUAGCACUAACAGUCCGAGACAUGCUAAAUUUAGGUCAGACGCACAGCGCCUUACCCAUAAGGAGUUACGCGAGAGAAUCGAAAGGCAACGCUCCGUGGCAACACCCAAGAUCACUCGAGCUGAUUCUUUGGAAGGGCUCAACUUAGAAAUGUACAACACUCGCUCGUCAGUGGACAGGCUCGACACGCAGGUGUCCAGCUUGCAUCAUGACGUCGCUGCUCUUAGUAUAGAGGUUCGAAAUGCAAUUCAAGCUUUACAAGAAAUGACAGGUCCUGUGUGGCAUGCAGCACAUUCGAAUCCCAAUCUGCAGUGGAACUCUCCGCCGAAUCAGUUGGCACGCAGUUGCAGCCAUCCUCCUGACGUCUUUUGCUGGGAUCAGCAAGAGCGGUCAUUCACUCCUGAUCGGCCGAAAAUAAAUCGAAGCACACAGACUGAACCAUUCCUGCACAGUGUCACCCAGUACAUAAUGGAGCACCCUGCGACUGUGAUGCUCCUGUUGGGCCUAGACCCGAUGGCCAACCUAGCACCGGUCAUACAACCAACGGUCGAAUACUACGACCCGAGAAGUCGCCGACCGAGUGUUCUCGAGCAGAUCAUCGAGUCUGAAAACGGCAGUCAAACUCCGUCCAGUUCGGCGAGCGACAAACCAGAACCACUGAGGAGUCCCAGUGGAAGUGCUAAGGACCUUGAUAUACAACCAGAAAUGGAAAGGCUAUUAGAAAAAGACAAAAGUGCUAGUUUAAAACGAAAUAGGUACUCUGCGAGUGAUCUUUACGAUGUGACUGAACGAUUGCUACCAGCUAAGAACGCACAUCCAAGUACUUACAGUCUUAAAAAUAACUUUAACAGUUAAGUGAUCAUAAUUCCAAUCUGCUCAUUAGUCAAUAGUUUCAAGUGGACUCUGUGUUAUUAUAAUGUUAUUUUAAAAUCAAUGGGGCACUCAUCUAUCGCUUAUAGACCCGAAUGCAAAAUAGCCGUUAAAAGCGUGUUGCUUUAUCAACGAAAUUGAUGUUGUGUAACUUCAAAUGCAUAUAAACAAUUAAUGUACAUAUCAAACUAUUUAUAUCUAAAAUGUCUUCAUUGUUUAUAGUAUUAGUUAUUUAUGGAUUUAUCUAGUCAUGAAGUGUAAUAGGGGAGAGCUGUGACCUGAUUCUCUAUAGAUGUUUCAUACUUCAAAAAACAUGGUUACAUAUUGCUACCUUAAGACCACCUUUGUAAGUUAUAACGAUUCUGUACAGAUUAUUGCUCUGAUAAUAACGAAAAUAAUUUGUGGAAUCAUAUCACCUUAGCACUUCCUCUCAAACAUCUUUAUUUUCUAUAGGUACCUACUUACUACUGCAAUGUGAUUUCAAACCUAACCUAACCUAACCUGUGAAACUCAUCCUGUGAAAAAAAACCCAUUGUUAUUUACAAUGGCCUUUUUCGUUCGUAAUUCGACGACCAUAACAUCUUUGACGAAUUUAUGAAUUCAAUUAAAGUUAUCGUCGUAACUUGUUAAGGUGGUCCUAAAUAAUUAUAUCUGUGUGAUGUAAAAGUAAAAACUAAAUAUUUUCGAAAAAUUGACAUGUCUUUACAAAAGGAAUGUCAAAUGUAAUAGCGAAUAAGAUCCUGUUAAGAACUACGCAUAUCUAUGAAAUAGGUAAGUUAGUAAAUUCUGUAAUAUUAAUCUAAUAAUUUAUAUUAUUAUCAUUAAAAAUGGUUUAUCUGCAUAUUCUGAAGUGAUAACUUCUUAUGUAUUUAUACGUAACGCGUUACGGCGCCACUCUGUCUGACUUUCCUGUCUCUCACGCAUAUGGCAGCAGGUUUAAUUAAGUUAUCAAUUUUGUCAAGCGCUACGAGACGCACACGUUUCCUUUUUUUCUUAAUGUGGUAUAUAGAGAUGAUCGGUAGAACGUAUAUUUUUAUACACGUUUUCUUGAUAGACAAAAUAUUAUUAUAAACAUCUAUUUUUCAGUUUUUAAGUAUGUAUGUCAUGUUGGUGAAAAAUUUUUUAUCGAACUUUAUUGAUUUAUUAAAUGAUAGUAUAGUAGUGUUCUUACUACCUUGGGACCCUUUAUUCUUACCAGCUCUAAAUAUAAAGCCGGAGAAAAUAAAUAUCCUUGAAAAUAUUAUAUCUACAACAUAUCUUCUUGUAGAAUAUUUAUUUGACUUAUAGUAUGAUUUUUGUAAGUAAUUUACAACAAUAAAAAAAAUAAUGUAGAUACAACAGUAACAAUUUGUAAAAAUCUAGAAUUCUAUUAAAUAUUGUAUAAGUAUAUUUUUUUAAUGUUAAAGAUUAAAUUUGAUAAUAAUAUCAAACAAUUAUUAUCAAGGAAUACAGACAUAAUCUGUUUAUUUUAAAAAUUCGCAUAUCUACGUCCUGAUAGUUAUUUUUUUACUAUUUUUGUAAAAUUGUGCCAAAAGAGAAAAAAUCAUUUUAAUAUUCAUGUUAACACUUAGGUGCCGAAUAUCCACUUAAAUAUUAAUUUUGAUCUCGAAUUGCAUAAGAAGCGUUAUUUAUAUUAUAUUAUCGGACGCCUGCGAUUUCGUGAAAAUUGAUGUAAACUUUCAACCCCUAAUUUACCCCCUUCUAUUUAUAUUCUUGCAUGUUUACAUUAAAUAGUACACUACUAAUUUUACAAAAAUAUAACUCAAAACAUGAACUAUUUAUAUGAAAAAAACUUCAACUCCUUUUUUAAACCUUUAAACCUUUAAUUGUUAAAAAAGCGGAUGAAAUUUUUAGAAUUUUAAAUUCUGUAAAACGCAUGAAUAACCCUCAUUUUUUUUAGUAUUUUUCUGGUAGUACUACACAAACCAAUUUUUACAAAAUGUAACUUGAAAAAUUAAGGACUUUCCGUCAAAACUUUCAACCCCUGUUUUAACCACUGCUGAUUUAAGUAUCCUAUAACCUUUUUCGUAAUAUGGUCUCAAAUCGUGCCAAGUAUCAUUUAAAUUCAUUCAAUAGUUUCAGCGUAAUGCUCGGUCAACAAAAACAUGAACAGACAGCCAAAAAAUAUAAAAAAAAUGUGUUUUGCUUCAGUAUCGCUUAUAUACCUAUUACUUAAUGCCUUCCAACAACAAUUUUUAAUAUACGGAAUUGGACUUGUUACAGUUUUAUUAUAAGUAUAGAUUUGUUUAGUUAACGGUCGCCAAAAAAAGAACCGAACGGACGGCGACGCGACACUGGCGGGAGUUAGCUAGUUGCAAACUAGUAUAGUCAACACCUUUCCCUAGGUAAAGAAUGAAAGCUUGAUAACUUGACAUACCUCAUUUAAUGAGUUCUGAAAAUAGCCUAUGCUAAUGCUAUUACCAUAAAUGUAUAACCAAUAAUGGUGUUUGAACUUUGGAAUAAAUAAAUACGUUUUAUACUUGGAUGGCCGAGACUCUGGACCCUGUAAAACUGCUACCUUACAAAGCCACCACAGUAAAAACUGCAUAAUAAUUAGCUACCAUACUUACUUAAGGUAAGAGCUUAUAGGAUGACGCGCUUUUCCAUAAAAUUAGUAACAAAGUUAACAAAACCACUAGGUAAUUAACAAAGAACACGUGACGCCGGCGCAAGGACUAUAUGGCGAUGCAUACUAUUACGAGUAAAUCAACUUUAACUCCCGCCAGCGCAGCGUCGCGUCGCUUCCCCGUCCCGUCCGAUGUGUAGCCUACCUUAAAAAAUGAGUUAUUUUUAAAAUUCUUUAAUUAAAAAUGUAUGUAUAACUGUAUGUGUAAUGUAUGUAUACUGUCUGUAUGUAUCAUAUAAGUAUACUAUUUGCAUUGAGUCAACAAAUAAAAAUAAUCUUGUACAGUUAGAUUGGAGAUUAGGUUUAUAUAGCACAUAAAUAAAUUGAUUAAACUGAACAAAACAAAAUAAAAUGAAGAAGAGGAAAUAAAAUUGUAAAGUACCUUCAGUGUAAUAAAGAGAAAAUAUUGUUCUUGAUACCGUUUAUGAGUUUCUUUUAAAUAUAAUUCGCCGCCAAAUUUCUUUUUUAAAUUGAAAUAAAAAAAGGUAACUAAGGAAUUUAGACUAUGGUGACUUUAGGCGGUACGUUUACGAUUAAUGGUAGGCGUCCACUGAUCUGGAUCGUACGUAUCUGACACAUCGCAUCACACGGUUUUUUUUAAAUUUACGGUAGAUAAAAUCCGUUCGAUGCGAAUCAGUGGACGCACUUGUAUGACUUUCUAUACAAGGAAUACUAAAAUCUGUUUGAUGCGAUGCAGAUCUGCGGACGCUUGCCCGCUGCCGGUUCCGUUAGGAGGCAAUAGUGUCAGGCGAAAGGUUGUCAAGAAGCUAAGAGGACAUGAGUUCUUAUAUUAUCACAAAGUAUAUAUAAACCUACGCUAUAAUUAUAAACUUGGAUUAAUUAUCCAUAGGUUUUUGUUAGGUAGGUAAGUACAUACUAUCUUCCAAAGCCAACAUGUUCGAAACUCCAUAGUUGCUUUCCGUAUUACCUAGUAAUAGAGAUGGUAUAGGUAUCUACAUAUAAGACAGGAACUAACAAACUUUAAGUUUUUACCAGUAGUUUCUGAGAUAAGCGCGUUCAAGCAAACAUACAAAUAAAAACUUCAUAUAAGUUUGGUCAGACUCUAGACCUCAGCUAUCUGGCCUUUUUUAAAUCAGCGUUAGAUUUAAUUUAUACCGGUAAUUUAUUUAUAUAGAUGGUUCAUGGUUCAUUCAAUGUAGGUAAAUCUCGUUUAUUUAUAACGAUAGUUUAUUAAACGGUACCUAUAAUAUUCAAGUGAGUGUUACAGUAAGAGCAAAACGGAAGCGUGGUAAUAAAAUGUACGUGGAAACUGGAACGCAGUUGAAUUGAAAAUAAAUGUUCGCCUGUUCAUUUCCGUCGGAAUAUCACAGCUCUUCAUAGUUCAUAGUUAGUUCACUGUUCAACUACUGUAACACUGGCUCAAAGGGAGACAAAUUGCAUGUGUAUUUCUCGUGAAUGAUAGUUAAAAAGUCUAUGAUAAUAAUCAAUAGGGUAGAUUAUCACAGUAGCUAUUUUGUAAAUAAUAUCAUUAGUGCCUACUACUUAUCUUCCUAAGCUCUAUAAAUACGAGUAUAUACUUAAUAUUAUUUUAUUUUAAGAUUAUAAUUUUUCUGUUAAAGAAAAUAAUAUUAAUUUGUACUCUACCACAUGUUUUCUGAGACCGUAGUCUGUACCUACUUACUAACCUAUCCAUAAAAUGAAAAUCUUAUUAAUCACGUUUGUAUCGAGGAACGAUUAUAAAAGUUCAAGGAUCAUUAAUUAUCUAAUUAAUGAUAAUUUUUCAAUGUUAAUAUCAAAUUCUACCCUUAUUAUCAAAUUCUACCCCACAUUAUUUUCUUUUAUAUGAUAGGUUUUCUAAUAAUUAUUAUUAUUAAUCUAUUACUUAAUUAGAUUUUUUGUGUAAUUUCACAUCGGCAAAUUUAUGAUUUAGAUGCCUACCUUCAUAGAAGAUUUGGGUAUUUAUUUAAGUAUUUGCUAUGUGGUAGCUACUGUGUUAAUUUACCGUAGAAGAACGGAGACGCUUACUAGAAUAAAUGACUUGUAAAAAGGUACGCGUAUCUACGUUAUACCUAUUUUAUAUAGAGAAUGUGAUAUGAGGAAAAGUAACACGUGCAGUGCCUAAAUUAUUCUUAUUUAUUUAAAUAGUAUAAAUACUUGAGAUUUUAUUGUAAUCUUAAAGUCAAUAGAGGCGCACAAUGUUGGUAUCUUCCUACCUAUAUGUGGAUUGUGCGUGAUAAGUUAAAAUUUUUUGUAUAUAGGCAUUUAGGUAAUUAGACUUUUAUGAAUUGAUCUUUCUCUUGUAGUACAAAAUUAGUUAUGUAAAAAUUAAUAAAGACAAAUUG